GUUCCCUCAGUAAGGUUUGAGUGCACUCGAAAGGGAGUUCCCAUCUCCCUUUCCAGCUGACUCCACUCUUGCUAGGUUUCAGAACUGGCAAAUUCAUCGAGGUCAAGUAUUGUUGGUGUGUUCGGCGGGCAUCUAGUUCUGAUGAUGACCAAAACCUGAAUUGAUGACAGAUGAUCCUUGGCAGAUUGGGAAUACUAUUCUGGAACCUCGUUCUGAAGAAUGACAGACUAUUAUAAGGUGCUGGGCAUACGUCGUGAUGCCAAUGCAGCGGAGGUGAAGACAGCGUUUCGUAGGCUGGCCCUGAAGUUCCAUCCUGAUAGGCAUGUGAAUUCAUCUGAUCAGAGUAAGCAUAGUGCUGGCCAGAAGUUCAAGGAAUUAUCGGAGGCGUAUGAGGUAUUGAGUGAUGAGAAGAAACGAGCAGUUUAUAACCGAGAAGGAAGGGCCGGAUUUAGGACACCGUAUGGACGAGGAACUUAUGAGAGAGAAGAAGCGCAUCGGCGGACCGCUGGAGGAGAUGCAUGGAGAGCUCAGUACGAGCAACAGCCAUUCCAUAGCGCAAAAUCCUAUCCCGAAGGAGUGUAUAGGGUACGUUUUCGAUGGCCAUGGAGUGCUCCCUCGGGUUUGUCUAGGGCUGAUUAUUUUCUCCAUGGUUUUAUUUUUUUGGUUGCAGUGAUCGGCUUUACAGCCGUCGAUAAGGCUUUUGACUCUAUUUGGAAAUCGAAAAAUACUGGGAAAUCUUUCGAAGAAGCUAUUGAGGCUGUGGAUCGUGGAAAAGAGAGCAAAACUCUCAAGGAAGAAAAGAACAAGUGACGUGAAAAAAAUAUCGUCGAUAAAUUGUUUCAGUAGUUCUUGCCAGAGAAAUUCCAUCGAUAUUGUACAUAUAUUUCUUCAUUGGUCAUUACAUGUGAAGCUACAAUUUUAGCUUCGAUUGGAAAUAUAAAAUAGUUAAUGAGUUUAUCAGUCAGUGCAGUGCAGAUGUGAUCUCUAUCGUUACCGGGCCACAUUUAAAUUCAACUUCCAGUGCACGUCAAUACGAAUUCAGGAACAUAGGUAGGUUGUAGAAGUAUAUCUUGUUACAGAUCUUGCUGUGCACUUGACCCGCUUGCACAGAAUCGUUUCUGGUACCUGAAGAUUAGUCAUGAAUCAAUAUGCAUGGCGACAUCCACCGAAAAGUAGAUUCAUGUGACUGGAAAUCAAUUCGUCACUAUUGACUUCUUUCUCCUCAUUCAAGGUUGAAAGAGGCGGAGCUUGUAUUUGAAGGCCACGCCAUUGGGCCUUCAAGGAAACAUCGUAAGCAUUUCAUUCAAUGUCAAGUAUUCAAUGGACGUACACAGCAUUACUCAGACACCUGCAAUAGGCUUCGAGGGAAGAGGUAGCAUGUGUUCGUGAUUCGUAGGGUUUAGAAAUGCGGUCCACCUUAAUCUUUUAUAUACCAAACAGAUCACAAAUGACGUACUAAGAAACUGAUCCCUCAUUGUCCACCAUGUAUUACCCUACACUCCAAGCUAAUUAAAGGUUUCUUGGUUGACCCCUGAAAGUUCGGACUGACCUUGGUUUAU
Marchantia polymorpha subsp. ruderalis is the source of this 1559-nucleotide messenger RNA. Lineage: Eukaryota; Viridiplantae; Streptophyta; Marchantiopsida; Marchantiales; Marchantiaceae. The record is from the annotation of a GenBank genome assembly.